AUUAAGCAGAAUUGUUAGCAGUCACUUGUCAACAUAACAAGGAACAAGAAAGAAUCAAGACGGUGCGAGUCAAGUAAUCCCAUUCAAGCAUGUAUCUUAAGGUGAUUGUGUUGUUUUUGGCCGUGACUUUGGUCGUGGAGAGCGCUGGGAUUCCUGGAGGCCUUGUAGCUGCAGACAUUAACGAUAAAGAUGUUCAGAAGGCGUUACGCUUCGCAGUGGACCAUUACAACAGGCAAAGCAACGAUGCGUUUGUGCGUAAAGUUUCCAAAGUCAUCAAGGUUCAACAACAAGUUGCUGCUGGCAUGAAAUACAUCUUCACUGUGAAGAUGGACAUAACCAGCUGCAAAAAGGGUGGAGUUAAGACCAUGUGUGCCGUUCCGAAGAAUCCCAAUGUUGCACAGGUCAUUCAGUGCAAAAUAACGGUCUGGAGCCAGCCAUGGUUAAACUCCUUGAAAGUCACUGAAAACACCUGCAUGUAGAGCUUGUGACGAGUGCAGUUUGGGGUGUUUUAACAUUCAAGCAGCAAUAAAAUGUACUUGCUGUUGGUAA
Molecule: messenger RNA, 549 nt
Organism: Cyprinus carpio (common carp)
Lineage: Eukaryota; Metazoa; Chordata; Actinopteri; Cypriniformes; Cyprinidae
Product: cystatin
Exons: 3
Coding region: 90-479 (129 amino acids)
Molecular function (GO): cysteine-type endopeptidase inhibitor activity
Source: RefSeq, a predicted model, not a curated record